This is a messenger RNA of Pelobates cultripes (western spadefoot toad), 213 nucleotides long. NCBI's taxonomy places the organism in Eukaryota, Metazoa, Chordata, Amphibia, Anura, Pelobatidae. The record is from the annotation of a GenBank genome assembly.
AUGCGCGAAGAAGGAGCCUCAAAGGGGAAGAAGGCCCGAACACAUGAACCGCGAGCAUCGGAAAAAGAGCCAGACGUGAGAGAUGACGACUACGAGCUAACCAGGCUGGCAGCCCAUGGUCGGGCCCCCGAAAGGUGCCGGAGGUCCGGAUCGGAACCAGCCAAAGUGGCAGACACCGGUUACCCCAAACUGCCAACCGACACCGCCCCAUAG